Molecule: messenger RNA, 3672 nt
Organism: Sparassis crispa
Lineage: Eukaryota; Fungi; Basidiomycota; Agaricomycetes; Polyporales; Sparassidaceae
Product: ARM repeat-containing protein
Exons: 17
Coding region: 1-3672 (1223 amino acids)
Biological process (GO): SCF complex assembly; protein ubiquitination
Cellular component (GO): nucleus
Source: RefSeq, a predicted model, not a curated record
AUGACGAAAACAUACAUUAUGAACGGUCUGAUAGAGAAGAUGCAAUCUCCAGACCAAGAUUUCAGGUAUAUGGGUCUGAAUGAUCUCUUGUUAGAGAUUAAGGCGGAUCCAAACACCCUACUCGGCGACGAGUCGGUGGAGAACAAAGUGCUCCGCCAGGUUCUGCAGCUGGUGGAAGACAAGAUCUCCGAGGUGAAGAACCAGGCCGUCAAGUGCCUCGGUCAAUUGAUCAAGAUCAUCCGGGAGUCUCAGAUGGAGUUUGUUGUCGAUCGCCUCAUCGACUUCUCAUCCGGCAAGGACGACGAGCUACGGGACAUCUCCAGUUUGGCACUGAAGACUAUCACGGCCGAAUUGCCACCCGAGGGCAAAAUUGCGGCCAAGGCCUGUGAGAAGCUCACUCCGAAACUGCUCGUACAACUCUCUAAUUCAAACACGCCUCCAGAGACUUUGAUUGAGACACUGUCCAUCUUGUCGAUACUGAUCAGUCGCUUCCCGACGUAUCUCUCGAACCCUAGUCUUGAGCCACAGCCACUGGCUGUACUUACCCCUAUGCUGUCGCACCCGCGUCCUGCGGUGAGGAAGCGCGCGAUUACGACCCUCGCACAGUUCCUGCCGACUUCUCAGCUCCAGCUCUUCUCGGAAUUGCUCUCGUCACAAAUCAUGCCUGGUCUUGCGCCACUUGCAAAUGUGGAGAAUCAGCGCACGGUCGUGCAGCUUGUCUCCGCCGUGGCGCGUCACUCCCCCCACCAGGUGGCCCCGGUAUUGGACUCGCUGGUGCCUAGUAUCAUCAAAGCUGUGCAGCGCGACGACGAGGAGCUGCGGGAGAGCUGUCUCCAGGCUCUCGAGGCGCUCGUGCUGAGAUGUCCAUCGGAGGUGACACCGUAUCUCCCCUCUAUCAUUCAAGCCGGUAAUCAGUACAUCAAAUAUGACCCUAACUACGCCGGAGACGAGGAUGAAGACGAGCAGAUGGCAGAUGAGGAUGACGAGGAUGCGGAGCUCGACGACGAAUAUUCUGAUGACGAAGAUACGUCAUACAAGAUCCGUCGAUCCGCCACGAAGCUAUUAGCUGCGGUAGUGGGGACACGUCCAGAAUUGCUGACUACCCUUUACAAGGAGGUCUCUCCGGUAUUAAUCUCGCGGUUCGGGGAUCGCGAAGUGACCGUUCGCGUCGAAAUAUGGGCAACUUACGGCAUCUUAUUGAAUCAAACUGGCCUGUACGGUGGCCUCCCUCAAUCCAAGGACGGUGAAUCCACCAUUGGCGGUAAGAGGAAGCGGACAGAUGACGAGGGAAUGGAUAUCGAAGAGAUGCCGUAUACUCUCCUCCGCUCUCAGGUGCCCGCUUUGGCGAAGGCCCUGCUGAGCCAGCUCAAGUCGCCAAAGACGGCACCUGCAGCCCUGCAAGCAGGCUUUACGCUGCUGCGCGAGCUGCUCAGCGUACUACCUGGUUGCUUGUCGAGCCAGGCUGCACAGAUCAUUGCGACGACCAAGGCCGUCCUGUCGCAGUCGUCGAAGACGAACGCGUCGACAUUGCAUGUCACGUGCAUGUCCUUCAUCGCACUGUUCUUCAAGACGCACUCUCCGCCAACGUUCGCUGGGUCGUUGGACAGUAUCACUCCUAUCCUCCUCAAGUCGCUGAAUGAAAAGCACCCUCGGUUGGUGUCCGAGUCGUUCCGUGUCUUCUCUGCGCUGCUGGGCGCGAUGCAGCCCGUGAAGAGCGGCGAGUGGGUUGACCGCGUGUAUACCGAGGCCACCCAACGACUGAGCAACCACGACACAGACGCAGAGGUGCGCGCGUGCGCGGAGAACUGUAUCGGUGACCUGUGGAUAUGUGCGACAGACAUGGUCAAGACCAAGAACAGGAGGGAAUGGGACGCGAUGUGCAGGACCACCGGACGGACGGAUGGUGCGGUGCAGGUCAUCACACGGGUGGCGCGUGAAGUCGAGAUCGGCGACGACUGGGUGAAUGGGUGCAUACAGUGGCUGGUGAUCCUAUUGAAGAAGAGCGGUCGUACAGGCAAGAGCGAUAUGUUCACAUGUUUGGAUGCGCUCCUGAGAAGAUACAAAGUUUGUAUUCCUACCGAUCUUCCGUCAGUCUUGAUACCUGUGUUGAAGAUCUACAUCACCAACACCGACAUAUCUCUCUUAGCUCAAGCUCUGGCGAUUGUCGCCCUUCUGCUUGAGCUAGCGCCUUCCACUACAUUCCCGGAGGUCGAACAGGGGCUUCUCAGUGACAUCUACAUCAUCGCACACUCACCGCUUGUAUCUGGUGCUGCCUUCGAAUCCGUGCUCGCCUUCUUCGCCGCGCUUGUGGAAGCUGAUAUGCAAAUUGCGACGCACGUCGUGCCCAAUCUUGUCAUCAGCAUCGAGCAAGCACCUAAGGCCGAGGCAUCCCAAUCAAACGUCGCGAGGUGUAUUGGCCAGGUCGUAAAGAGCCAGCGAGGUGUCGCUGCAGGUACGAUUGCAGAGUUCACGCGUCAUCUGAAGCCGGCUUCGAAGGCCAAACCGUCGCAGGUGGUGCUCAGCCUGCUCGUGAUGGGAGAAAUCGGUCGUUUCAUUGACAUGUCCCCUCAACACGAGAUUUUCAACUUUGCGAUUGAACGUUUCACAGCUGAACAGGAGGAAAUCCGGACAGCUGCAGCUUUCGCGGCUGGCAAUAUGUCUGUCGGGAGUCUUCACCACUUCCUUCCCGUUAUUGUCAAGAUUGUCGAGCACGAUGCCGAGAAGCGUCUGCUCGCGUUGCAUGCCCUCAAAGAGGUAGUAACUCACUGCUCACAUAGUCAACUCGAGAAUGUCGCCGAUAUGCUCUGGGUGCCACUGUUUGAGAACUCGGAUAACUCUGAAGAGACCACUCGCAAUGUCGCCGCAGCCUGUCUUGGCAAGCUGACCACCACACAUCCUGCACGAUACUUGCCACAACUUCAUGAACGAAUUAGCGACGAAAAUCCUGCUGCAAGGGCAACCGUUUUGUCUGCCAUUCGGUACACAUUUGCAGAGAGUGCAAAUUCAUACGACGAGCUGCUCAAUUCGUUGCUCAUGGAUUUCCUGUCCUUGAUCACUGAUUCUGAUCUGACUGUUCGGAGGCUAGCACUCCAAGCCCUGAACUCUGCAGCGCGGUCCAAGCCCCAUCUCAUCCGAGAUCACCUCCCAACCAUCCUGCCAAACUUGUACAAGGAGACAGUGAUUAACCCAGACCUCAUCCGCACAGUACAGAUGGGUCCCUGGACACACAAGGUCGACGAUGGUCUUGAACCUCGCAAGACCGCCUACGAGACCCUGUACACAUUGCUCGACACAUGCUUGGCGAAGUUGGAUCUUCACGAGUUCCUCGGGCACGUAUUGACGGGGCUCUUGGACGAGUCAGACGAGGUGAAGGUCAUAUGCCACAUGAUGCUCUUCCGGCUUGCGCAGGUGGCACCGACCGCAGUCGCACAGCGGCUGGACGACAUCACACCGCCGCUGGAGAAGAGCAUGAAAGGCGCGACAGUCACGAAGGACACGGUGAAGCAGGAUUUGGAGCGCGCGGCGGAGCUCCAGCGCAGCACGCUGCGGGCCAUCGUCGCGCUCAGUAAGAUCAGCCAGCAGGGCAUCAGCCCGCGCUUCGAUGUGUUGGUCGAGUCGACACGCAGGUCGUCCGAGUGGGGGCAGGAUUUCGUGGAGCUUGUCGGUGCGUAA